GUACACGGUCGACUGUAGAAGACUACAGUAGCUUCCUUCAGCUGGCUUAGGAAGCACCAAAGCACCUUUAGUUCAGCCCGGCACGCUACCACACUACCACACUACCACCCUACUUACCACCACCAGCAGCUCAACCAGAACCAUCGUCCAAACCCACCGCUGUCCCCGCCCAGCCUCCCUCCCAAGUGGAUAUCCGGCGCCGUCCACCGCUCAAUUAGUUUCCCCGAUUCUUCUUCGCUCCUUCUUCUCCCUUUCCCCUUCCCUCCCUUCUGCACCUGCUGUUGGCCGCUCCGUUGCAGCAGUUCCUGUCUACCCUAGUACCUUCGUCCUUAUUCUCACGACAUCCCGAAGCGUCCAACUUCAGUCGGUCUCUAUGGCUCCUCCUCCCCCCUCAAACUUGCCUCUGCCUGACAGGCUGAAGGCUUUGGCUCAAACAUUGCAAUUUGCUUGGUUUGCUGGGCAUGUGACAUUGCUCCUUUCCGUACUCCGUUAUGUGUUGUCCUACAUCACUUUCAACUACUAUUCUUCCUCGGCGCAGGCGUCCUACCGCCUUGCAUUCGUGUCCGCUGCCGCGACAUACGGCAUUGUGGUGUACAAGGGACACAUUGCCCGCGGCCGUCUCCAGGGCAGCGUCCCUAGCAUCGUCUUGAAGCUGGCUGGUGAUGAGAAUGUUCAAUAUCUCGGUAUGGCAUUGGUUUGGCUCUACUCGCGCCAAAUCCCGUUGGCCCUGCUGCCUUUCAGCGUUUACUCUGUAUUUCAUGUUGCGACUUACACUCGCGCCCAAUUGAUUCCCACCAUCCAGGGCCCCGCCCAGGGUGCUGCCGCUCCCGGUUCGCCCACCUCUCCUAGCGCCCCCAAGCCUGCCGCUAGAUCCUCCCCCCUGGGCGACACCAUUGGACGGUUUGUCAAACAGUACUAUGAUGCCAGCAUGCACCUGGUCGCCCAGCUAGAGAUGUCGCUUCUCUUCCGCCUGGCCUUGGCGAUUCUCACCUUCUCCAAGGGUAGCUUCGUUCUCUUCGUCAUCUACCUGGCAUUCUUCCGUGCUAGAUACGCCCAGAGCUCCUUUGUCCAGCAGGCUGUUCGUCAUUUCACUGCGAGAGUCGAUGCUUCGGUGUCCCACCAGAGCACUCCCCCGGCGGUGCGCCAGGGAUGGGAGAGUUUUAAGGGAUUCGUGGGCCAGGCCUACGAGGCUACGGAUCUCAACCGGUUGAGCGCCGAAGCUGGUGCUAAGAAGCCCCAAUAAAGGGUCGACGGUACGGCUCCCGGUGGCUCCAGGAUAUAUGACGGAAUUGGUUGAAUUGCCCCGUGGCCUACUUGCAUGAAUGGCUUUGCGGGAGCCGUUUGUUCUGGAUGCCGAGCAACUAAUGAACUCGACGGCCUAUGGUAUCAUCUUUUGGUGAGAAAGGCGGCCAUUUUUACGAACAAUAAAGAUUGUGAAUAGUGGAGGAGGGUGGAGACAAGACUGGAGUAGCAUCAAAGAAGGUAUCUUUAAUUGCUCGAGGGAGGAAGUGGGGA
This is a messenger RNA of Aspergillus sclerotioniger CBS 115572, 1515 nucleotides long. RefSeq lists its product as uncharacterized. The transcript has 4 exons. The coding region runs from base 374 to 1243 and encodes 289 amino acids. Gene Ontology annotation, biological process: membrane organization; endoplasmic reticulum tubular network organization. Gene Ontology annotation, cellular component: membrane; endoplasmic reticulum. NCBI's taxonomy places the organism in Eukaryota, Fungi, Ascomycota, Eurotiomycetes, Eurotiales, Aspergillaceae. The record is from RefSeq and is a predicted model, not a curated record.